UUUAAUUAAUUUUUUUUUUCACCUUUUAAACCGUUUGUUGACAGACACUACCAACCGAUUCCCUUUCUCUCUCUUUCUCUCUGUCUCAUACACAGAGGAAAAAUUAUAUAUAUAUAUAUAUAAUGUAUAAAUAUUAUUGAUUUUAUACGAAAAAAAAAAAAUAGGUGAUUAAAAUGGGAAUUGAUAAAUUAAAGACGUAAAUAAUAAACCCAGAAAAAAAAAAAAAAACAUUCUUCAACAUUCUUCAAUCUCUUCCUUCCUCUACCAGAGGAGAAGUCAAAGGAAUGCGAUUCUAGGGUUUUUAUGCGCUUAAGAUUGCUCUGACGGCUUCAACAGGUUUCUUUUUUUAUUUUUAUUUUUUGAUUUUUUAUUUUUUUGUCGGCUUCUUUGUUAUACGAAGGAGACGGGUUGGAAUAAAGAGAGUUAGGGUUUGAUUGGAGGUGAUUGGGUCUAGCAUUGUUUUGCUGUUGUGAUUAUGUUUGUAUUAGAGUUCGUUUUUGAUCGUUUUCACGGUAUUUAGAGUGAUGGGUUUGGAGUGAUGGGUUUGCGGUAGUUUGAGAAAAAAGAGAAAAAAUUGAUUUAGUCGAGAUGGGAUCGUGUGAGGAUUCUGUUACCUUGGAGGAACCUCCUUCGUGCCUGUCCAAUGCUGAGCAGAAUUUAUGCUUGGAGUUUUCGAGGCUAUCUGGUCCCCAGCAGCAGUCGUGCUCAGAGCUUUGUAACCCUUUAAUUGAUCCUAUUGUUGACCCAACAGGUGGGCCUGAUCAGUGUUCGGAGAUAUAUGAGAAUGAUAAUACCGGUUGUUCGAGUUCUAGUGAUGUUACAGUCAAUAGAGAUGGGAUGGUGGGUGGGAAUGAAAAUGCAGAUGUUUUGGCAGUGGAGAAUAUGUUGAAAAAUCAAUGUGGGGAUGGUGGGGAUUGUUUGAAUGAGAAUCGGGGUGACAAUGAUAUUUGCAAUAUGGAAAAUGCUGCUUUGGAAUGCUUGAAGGAUGAUGGGCUUCAAAUUGAGGAUGGUUUGACAUGUUUAUCAGUGCAAUGUGAGCUUCCUUCGGCUGUUACUGAUUCACCAAGAAUUUGUGAUCAACAGGAUGGGGAUUGUUUGAAUGAUAAUAGGAGUGACAAUGAUGUUUACAAUAUGGAAAGUGCUGGGGAGUGCUUGAAGGAUGACAGACUUCAAAUUGAGGAUGGCUUGACAAGUUUAUUGGUGCACUGUGAGCUUCCCUUGGAAGCUUCAGCAAUGACUGGUUCACAAAGAAUUUAUGAUCAACAGGAUGGGGAUUGUUGGAAUGAUAAUCGAAGUGACAGUGAUAUUUGCAAUGUGGAAAGUGCUGGGGAGUGCUUGAAGGAUGAUGGGCUUCAAGUUGAGAAUGGUUUGACAAGUUCACCAGUUUGCUGUGAGCUUCCCUUGGAAGCUUCAGCUGUGACUGGUUCACCAAAAAUUUGUGGUCAACAGGAUGAGGAGGAAAAUAAAGGUAGUAGUUGUCUCUGUGGUGAAGAAGGGGUCAUCGAAAAGAAAGCUGAUGUUUUAGCAGGGUUAAAGACCGAUUUGUGUGAGCAAGUAUCACCGUUGCAGGUCUGUGAAACACCUUUGGAAUCAGUAUCCAGUGAUACUGUUCAACAAAAUAAGCAGGAUUUUAAGAGCAUUGAUCAUCCCUCUGAAAAUUUGUAUGGGAAAAUUGUUGUUUCAGAUGCUGGGAUUGAAGCUGACGUCUUCAAUGACAUGUCGUUUUUAAAUAUUGGUGAAAUGCCUUCAGAAGUACAUACAGUUGAAGAAAUGAAUGAUUGUAAUGGGAAGAAUGAUCAGAAGGAUGACCAUGAUAUUGGUCUCUUUGUUGAAAGAGUUGCAGAGGUUGAUGGAAUUAAGAGUAACCUUGAUGCAUGCAUCCAAAUAUCAUCUUCAUCAAGUUGCCAGGAAAGCUUGGAAAAUUUAUAUAUGUCUGAGUGCCUGAGCUUUUCUGCCCUACAGAAUGAGCAGAUGAAUGAUAAUAGUAGUCCCUCAGCCAAAAAGGAUAUAGUGACUGUGGGGGAGAAAAUUGAUUUUACAACUGAUGUAAAAGAUGAAAUUGACACCCAGAUAUUACCUCUGGAAAAAAACACUUGCAACUUUACAGAAGGUUCUUCUGGUGUAGCUUCUGACUGUAUUGUUGAGAACUCCAUUUCUCCAAAGUCUUGUCAACCCUUGGUUAUUGUCAAUACUGAUUCACCUAGGAUGUUAAAUAUACAUGAUCAACUUGGGAAUGAUGUUUCUGGUCCUACUGAUUCUUGCAAUGCAGUUGACUGUUGUCAACCAGCAGAUAAUGAAGUAAAAGAUAGUUUGAAAGUUGAUUUUGUUGUUGAGAACAAAUGUUGUGAUGUUGUGUCAUCAUCCUCUCGAAGAAGUAGUCAAAGAGGUAAAGCAAAACGUAAGACCAAGACGAAAAAGGCCGCAAGGAAAUGCAGGAGUACAGAUAAAGCGUCAACCUCUCAAGGAAGUAUCAAGCUUUGCCUAACUGCUAGAAAGAAGAGAAGCUCUCUGUCCAAACCAGCUAGAUCAUCUAUCUGGGGAUUGUUGGGAAAUAUUACACAACUUUUUGAGAACUGUAAUGGGCUUGAGUUGAUUCAAGUUCAUAAUCGAGGUUUGCAGAAAUCAAAGGGUGGCAAAAAAAUUAGAAAGUGGAAUAAGAGUGGAGGGGCUGGUGGAAGUUCUAAUACAAAAUGUUCUACUCCGACUAAUGGUUUACGUUUGAAGGUUAAAAUGGGGAAAGUUGGUCAAAAUUGUAUUAGCUUCACAGUUCCUGAGGUUGUCCAUACCUUACCAUUUGGUACUGCUAUUAGUGGUGAAUGUAGAACUGAGUCCUGCCCAAGGAAUGGCUUGGGAUCUCCAAAGUUAGUCAGCUCUAUUGAUGAUGAAUUGAGGAAUGGUGAAACUGUUAGGCAGUUGAAGUUUUUCACCAACGAGCAAGAGAAGGAAAAGAAUUGUGCAGAUGCUUCAAUUCUCGAUGCUCAACUUGCUAAUAGGGACUUGGAAGGCAAUGUGAUUACAGAGAAGCUAGCUGGAGAUUUGAGGGCCAAUUUUGUAGUGGGUGAAGAAGCAUCAGGAAUACUAAGUGAUAGUAGGUGUAAAGAUCCUGGGACCUCCCCUGAUUCAGAAGUUAUCGACUUGAUUCCAAAUGUCCAUGUUGAUUUGAGACCUAAUGAAGAUUUACACGCUACAGUUUUGACUCCUCCCAAUGAUUUUGUUGCACCUGUAGAUCUUACCAGCAGUAAGAGAGGAAAGAAGAAAAAUAAGGUUUCAGGUGCAGGUAAUUGCAUUGUGGAAGAUGGAUCACCGUGCCCUGUUAGAAUAAACAAAAGUAAGCCAUCAAAGCGACGUGGAAAAAGACAGAAUUCUAGUGAUGGCAUUUGCUCCACGGAGACUCUUACGUCAUCUGCUAGUGCAAAUGCUUCAAGCAACUCAUCAAGUAACAAGGAGAUAUCUAAGGAAUCAUUGCAUUUGUCAGGAGAGACUGAACUUGGUGUUUCUGCAGAGGCAUCUAAAAUAGAAAGCAGUACAGAAGCUAAAACACAAUGCAACCUAGAUGCUAGCCUUGGGUUGUCAAAGUCACAGAAGUCUAAGAAUUCUCUUUCCGCUGCUAAAACCAAGGGACGUGCAAUUCCUAAGAGCAGGUCCAAAGGCUCUGUCUCAGGAAGUAAGCGAGUGAAUGCCCGCAGAAAAAAGGAAACCCAAAGGAGGUCUGUUAGUAAGAAGAAAACCAAGGAGAAAACUGCUUGUGAUCAGGUUGUUGGCAAAGUGGAAAGUGACCUAGAAGAAGGAAAUUGCUUUGUAGAUGACACUGGAAAAACACACUCUGACAGCAAUAUUGCAUCUGGUGGUCCUGUUGAGCAAUAUUUGCCCCCAAAUAAUGCUUGGGCACGCUGCGAUGAUUGUCUUAAAUGGCGGCGUAUACCUGCUGAACUUGCCGAUUCUAUUGAAGAAACUAAAUGCACAUGGACCUGCAAGGACAACAUGGAUAAAGCCUUUGCUUGUUGCUCAAUCCCUCAAGAGAAGUCAAAUGCUGAAAUUAAUGCAGAGUUGGAACUAUCAGAUGCCUCAGGUGAAGAAGAUGCUUCUGGAACCCGAUUAAAUCAAAAGGGGUUGGAAUGCAGGCGUCCAACAUUUUCACAAGAGAAUGUCAUACGUAUCAGAACUAAUCAGUUCCUACACCGUAGUCGUAAAACGCAGACUAUUGAUGAGAUAAUGGUCUGCCAUUGCAAACGACCUUCUGAUGGCUCAUUUGGUUGUGGAGAUGACUGCCUGAAUCGUGUGCUUAACAUUGAAUGUGUGCAAGGAGCUUGUCCAUGUGGAGACCUCUGCUCAAAUCAACAGUUCCAAAAACGCCAGUAUGCCAAAGUGGAGAAGUAUCCAUGUGGGAAAAAGGGUCAUGGGCUCAAGUUAAGUCAGGAUAUAUCCAAAGGACAAUUUCUUAUUGAAUAUGUUGGGGAGGUGCUUGAUAUGCAUGCUUACGAGGCAAGGCAGAAAGAGUAUGCCUUGAAGGGUCAUAAGCAUUUCUACUUCAUGACAUUGAAUGGCAGUGAGGUAAUAGAUGCAUGCGUAAAGGGAAAUCUGGGACGUUUCAUCAACCAUAGUUGUGAUCCAAAUUGUCGCACGGAAAAGUGGAUGGUGAAUGGAGAAAUUUGUAUAGGACUAUUUGCACUGAGAGAUAUAAAGAAGGGUGAAGAGGUGACAUUUGACUACAAUUAUGUAAGGGUAUUUGGGGCAGCUGCCCAAAAAUGUUAUUGUGGUUCAAAUCAAUGCCGCGGUUAUAUAGGUGGUGAUCCUCUUAAUUCUGAUGUCAUUGUUCAAGAUGAUUCGGAUGAUGAAUUUCCAGAGCCUGUGAUGCUUCCUGAGGAUUGUGAAACUGAAGAUAGCUUGGAUAAUCUAAAGCCUAAAGGCAGUUCCUCCCAUGGAGUGGUAAUGCAAACAGAAAACAAACAUGGAAGGGAUAAAUCAAUAACUGCAAUUGAGAAAUUAGAAAUUACUAAAGGAAAAGAGGAUUCCAUGAAUCAAUCUACGUCUGAUAUUUCCCAUACAAAUGAUGCACUGGAGGUGAAUGAUUUACAGGGAAAAUUACCAUCUUCUGCCCAACCUUUUGAAACUUCUCAACAGGCUGAUGAUGCAACUAGUAAGCCAAUGUCUGUUCAGCAAGAGAUUACCAUAGAAGAGGAAAACAUGGAAAAGUCCUUGAGCUCUUCUCCAAGACUGGAGAUUGCUUCUCAAAUUAAAAUGGUUUCCAAAUCUUUAUCUGAUGGAGUUGAUGGUAAUAGGAAAUUGAAAUCAGAUGCUAUUGAUGAUAAGCGGGUUUCUUCUAAAGCACAUCAUAAAACGAAAACUUCCCAUUCAGCCACUUUUGUUAAGAAAGGAAAAGUUAAGCAUGUUCUCCCAAAUGCUGCCAAAGUUCAGGUGACAGCCAACAAAUCUCAGGUGCUUGCUGUCAAACCUAAAAAAUUAAUAGAAGGUGCUAGCCGUAUUGAAUCAGUUGAGGAGAAACUUAAUGAGCUACUGGAUACUGAAGGGGGAAUAAGCAAGAGGAAAGAUGCCACUAAAGGAUACUUGAAGCUUCUUCUUCUUACUGCUGCAUCAGGUGAUAGUGCCAAUGGUGAAGCAAUUCAGAGCAACCGAGAUCUUUCGAUGAUCCUUGAUGCCCUUUUAAAAACAAAAUCACGGGUGGUAUUGAUUGAUAUCCUUAACAAAAAUGGUUUGAGAAUGUUACACAACAUAAUGAAACAGUACAGACGAGACUUCAAAAAGAUACCGAUCCUCCGGAAGCUUCUCAAGGUCCUGGAGUAUUUGGCUGUGAGGGAGAUUCUAUCAACCGAACAUAUUAAUGGAGGUCCUCCCUGCCCUGGAAUGGAGAGCUUUAGGGAGUCGAUGCUAUCACUAACAGAACAUGAUGACAAACAGGUCCAUCAAAUAGCAAGAAACUUUAGAGAUAGAUGGAUCCCAAGACCUAUCAGAAAACCUAACUUUGUAGACAGGGAUGAUGGCAAGACAGAAUUUCACAGGAGUUCAAACAGCUAUAGGUUUUCUCAUAAUAACUGGCGUGAUCAGGGUGGAAGACCUACAGAAGCAAUAGACUGUGUCAAGCAGUCAACAGUUGCAACACCUGUGGUGGAUGCAGGUGUUCAGGAAGGCUGCUCUGCACCUUCUAUAGGUGAUUGCCCUACCAGUGGGACAAAAACUCGCAAGCGUAAAAGCCGAUGGGAUCAGCCUGCAGAGAUAAAACCGGAGUUAAGUUCUCUUCAACACAAGGAGCAGAAGAUGGACUCUACAUCCGUUAAACAGUUUGAAUCUAGCUCAUUGCCUGGGAUUGGUGCAGUGGCAGCAGAUUAUCAGGACAAGGUGAGCAGAGAGGAAAAAAAUUGCUCUCAUCGUGUACAUGAUCAUCAUCAGGUCAAGGAAGCCCAUAUGGCUCAUGAUGGAAGGCAUAGCAUCCCUGAGGAUAUUCCACCAGGGUUUUCAUCUCCCCUCAAGAAGGCUUUGGUUUCACCAAUUGCGCCACUGAUGGUACACAAUUCAAUGUGUCCUGAUAUGGUGAUUGGGCAGCCACAGGAGAAAUUUGUAUCUCGUUUACCUGUCUCAUAUGGAAUCCCACUUUCUAUCAUGCAGCAAUAUGGGACUCCCCAUGUAGGAAGUAUGGUUAUUGCACCUGGCAUGCCUUUCAUUCCUUUUCCACCACUACCCCCCUAUCCCCGUGAUAACAAAAACCCUUCACCUUCACUUGCUUUCAACCAUAUGACAGCUAAUGAACCUGCAGAAGAAGCACAACUAGAUGGCUGUAUUCCUGCAACUUCCCACUCUGAAGAAAGUUCUCCUAGUACAACCGGUGACAGACCAGAUGCGGAUAUUCCAUUAACGCACAAUCAAAAUACUGCUAAACGAGGAAGGGAAACCUCAUGCGAUUUGGGCAGGAGGUAUUUUAAACAGCAAAAAUGGAAUAAUUCGAAAUCAGUGCCCCCAUGGCUAAGGAAUAGGCUUGGAUGCAUGGGAAAUGCAAGAGGUGGGUCAAACGGUGUAGGCAUAGGAAAAGUAACAAAUGAGCUUAGAAGUACAUAUUGUUCAGAGGAUUUAAGCUGUAAGGCUGAAAAAGCUGGAAAUAAUUUUUAUCAGCAUUCAGAGCACCAAAAUCAACAUUGAUUUAUAGGAAGAGCAACUGAUUUUCUUUAUACUUUGAUGUAUCCCCAAUUCUUUGUUUCUGGGUUUACAAUUCUCAAUGAAAAUUAAUUUAAUAUCCAAA
This is a messenger RNA of Ziziphus jujuba (common jujube), 7249 nucleotides long. RefSeq lists its product as uncharacterized. Gene Ontology annotation, molecular function: zinc ion binding; histone H3K36 methyltransferase activity; protein binding. The transcript has 18 exons. Bases 589 to 7149 code for a protein of 2186 amino acids. Gene Ontology annotation, biological process: regulation of DNA-templated transcription. The record is from RefSeq and is a predicted model, not a curated record. NCBI's taxonomy places the organism in Eukaryota, Viridiplantae, Streptophyta, Magnoliopsida, Rosales, Rhamnaceae. Gene Ontology annotation, cellular component: nucleus; chromatin.